CACAGAGGAAGCAAGAGAGAGGGGGGAAGAAUAAAGGGAGAGAAAGAAAUAGAGAAAGAGCACUCCUUCUUUCAGCCCUCUGAGAGAACUUCUAGACAGCUUACUGCAUCCCACAGCACACAGUUACUAUGCUGCCUGGCACCAGGCCCCUGCUACUGUGUAUUCUAUGUCAUGUGACCACCACAUGGGCGUUUACCCACAUGUCGGAUGCUUUGGAGCUGCGAUCUGCAUUCUCUGUGGCACGUACCAGCAGCAUGGAGGGAGGGUCUAAGAUGGUUGUCACCUUUGACAAGGUAUACGUCAACAUUGGAGGUGAUUUUGAUCCGAAGGCCGGAUUAUUCCGAUGCAGGAUACCGGGUGCAUACUAUUUCUCAUUCACAGUGGGCAAGUUCCCAAGUCGAGAUCUGUCAGUCAUGCUGAUGAAGAACCGCAACGAGGUUCAGGCAAUUGUGUAUGAUGACAAUGCAGGAGAAGAGCGGAAACUGCAGAGCCAGAGUGCCAUGCUGCAGCUCGAUUUCGGAGACACUGUCUGGCUUCGACUCCAUGGAGACCCUCGUUAUGCUAUCUACAGCAACACAGGUCAUUACACCACUUUUAAUGGUUACCUCAUCUACAAUGAUGUAUACGGCUACCAAGAGCCCACACACAAGGAGCAUAACAGUGACAAUCAUCCAAUGAAAAUCAGUGAUCACAUACUGUCUGAGAAUGAAAAUACAAUCACUAAAGACACAGGUGUGAAAGAAGAGAGAAGAGAUGAAGAGAUGAAUGAGGAGGAUGGGAGAGAUGUAGAGGAAGAUGAUGACACAAGGUCUGCAUUCUCAGUGGGCCGCACUCAGAGUAUUGUGGGAGUGGAUCAAGGAUUCCCCGAGCACCAACCAAUCACCUUUGAUACAGAAUUUGUAAACAUCGGAAAUGAUUUCAACAUGAGUUUUGGUACAUUUAAAUGCAGAGUGCCAGGAGCCUAUUACUUCUCAUUCAAUGCCGGCAAGUUGCCCCAUAAGACCCUGUCAGUGAAGCUGAUGAAAAACCAUUUGGAGGUACAGACUAUGAUCUACGAUGACAGCGACACUGAGAAGGCCUUGCAGAGCCAGAGUCUGAUGCUAUCACUGCAGUAUGGGGACACUGUCUGGCUCUAUAGCCACCAGAGAGAUGGAUUUGGUGCUUACAGUAAUCAUGCCAAGUAUAUCACUUUCACUGGCUUCCUGGUGUACCCUGAGCUCUACCGAAGCCCUCCUAAGCAGCAGAAACACGAUAAGACACUGUAGGCCUGUCUAGAAGACAGUCUGUCUGUGGGCCUUUAGGGAGGCAAAGGGUUUUGUUGGGUGCUCACUGAUCAGUGUUUGUGUAGAAAGACUGUGAGUCCCCUGCACUUAAUCUUCUACAUUCUAGAAACCAGAAGUCUUCACUGUUGGUUUGCUUCUUAAGACUUCCUAUUCCAAAAUCUCCCAAGCUCUUGUUUUUUGUCUACUAUUUAUCAUGUUUGGGAAGAAAUUAAUAAACCAAGCAAGAAGCACCUGCAACAAUUUGGCAAAUUCUUCAGUUCUUCGAUGCUGAGUUCUCAGAAUAGUAUAAUCAGAUGACACAAAAGUGUCAUUUUAAAAACAAAAUAAAAUGAUUUAAUGCACGCAAUCUCAAAUAGGAGAAAUUUAUGUUGUCUUUGAAGCUUUUGCACGAAAGAUUUGCACGGGAGCUCUGUCUUCUGCUUUUUCAUUUAUUAUUACAAUUGUAAGAUUAGUGACCGUGGCACCAAAACAGAUGUGAUGGAAAAAUAUUACUCUCCAAUAAAUCUUCUGGUAUUGGAACAGCACUACACAUUUAAAAUAAAGAAUGCUUCUGCAAAUUAAAAAGUCAGAAACUGUUGAAAACAAGCUAAAAGUUGGAACAAUGACUAUGGCUGGGUUUCCUGAUAACAUUAAGCUUUAACAAUCAUCUUAACUAACGUUGCACAUUAUUUUAAGAUGGAGUUUCCCAAACAAGUACGUAGAUCGCUCAUUAUGAAGUAGAACUUGGCUGGGUUUCCCGAAGCACUAAGUAGAAUGUUAGCAGCAUUUAAGUAGUACUUAAUAUCUAAGGCGCGUUUCCCAAGAGCAUUGCGAUCUCAGUAGUUUGAGCCGCUCUUAAGUCCAUUAAAUGCAAUUUAAACAUAUCUUUCUGGCAUCUUUCACAGUUUAUCAAAGACAUUUAAUAAAUUGUAUUGUUAUAUUUUGAUCAUUGCAAAGCCAUUGUAAACUAUUUCAGAGGAUAAAAAAGUGUUGAAAGAAUCGCUAUGAAAUCAAUAGCAGUCUCCGUAUGCAACAAGAUAGGUCUAAAUUUACAAAACACGUUAUACAGUAUUAGCCUUCUUUGAUAAGCAUAAUUAUAAUUGAAGCCUUGUAUACUUGUAAAUAUGCCUUGAUGAAUCAUUAAAAUAUGGUUAACAGAGGAGAUUAGAUCAAGAGUGUGCAAUGAGAGAUUCCCUCUCUCUCUUCAUCCUCCAAUGGCUGGUUAAAAUCAGCUCGCUUAUAGUCUUUUUACAAAGUAGUAACAAAUUGCAUGAUGCAUAAUGGCAGUAAGGCUGCAAUUAAACAGUACCUUGAACUCUAACCAGAUAUUAAUAUUUAGACAGGUCUAUGAGUAGUUCAAUACCGAUGCCCAUAAUUUUCACUUAAGCUCAACUUUAUAACGAGCCUUCUGCGUGCUGGUUUGGGAAAUUUGGGGCAUUACUCCAUCGUAAAAUAACGAGCGAUGUAAGUUAAGAUGAUCAUUAAAGCUUAAGUUGCAACGUUAUUGGCAAAUCAAGCCCUUAAGUGCUUUGUUAUGGGAGCUAUCUGGCCCAAAGGUGCUGAUCACUUUGGCCAGUAUGUCCAGGUGUUGGUCUUCUCAAAAUGAAAAUAAGGUGAAAAUACUGAAAAACAUGGAUGUUGUUUGUAACAUUGUUGAGGCACAGAAAUGCAUUACCUAACUAUUAAAACAUUAAUUAAAGAAAUAAUUAUGGUUUUAGUAAGAUAGAGUUUCAGAUGUAUUGCUGUCAGAGGUGGGGUCUUGAUCUUGUGGUCUUGGUCUCAAGAUGUCUUGAGCCCAUAUAAACAUGGUCUUGGUCUGGAUCUUAGUCUCAACAUUUAAAGUCUUGGUCUGGAUCUCGGUCUCGGCCUAUGUUCUUGAUGGUCAAGACCGCUAUGUUUUUACUAGUGCAUUAAAUGUGAUUAUUAUUUCAGCCACUAGUUAGUGCUGCAUCUUUAGCAUUACUGAGAAUUUGCAAGCACAGUACUACUGCAUCGGUCAUACCACAUGUGUCGGCAAUCACCAUAUCUCAUCACAUGCACAUAAGUGCAAGAACCAUGGUUUAACAACACAAAGCAAACAUUAAUGAUUUAAGUUUACAUCUGCCAUGUAGAAGCUGCGACUUCACUCGGGGUAAUCGCGCGACCCAAAAAGAUUGUUAUAAUUGAGGUAUUAUUUAUUGGCAGUAGUAGGACUAAAAUCAUAAUUAAAGAUUUUUUCCCCUGAUAUUGUAAUCGCUAUUAAUAAGAUCUAUUACUAUAAUUGUAUUGCAUGCCAUAUUUAUGCAGCUACACAUCCGGAACAAGCUGAUAACUGUGUUCCUGAAUUAGUUAAUUCUAUUUAUUUAUUAGCAGCCAAAAUAAAGACUUUACAGUGUUCCUCUUCUUGGCAGCAUGAAAUAAAACGUAUUUAUUUCAAAAUGUGAUUUUCAAUUUUGCGAAUAUUUCCCAUCAGCAUUAUUUCUUGCUUUGUUUCGUCACUGUUUUUUUCUGUGCAUAACUUUAUGCAUAGUUGUUUGAAUAGUUUAAUAGUAUAAAUAAUUAUUAAUAGUGUACAUGCAGUGAAAAUCAGACUAAUGCCAUGCAGACUUCAAUUGUCGUGGACUAGCCAAUUCAAGUCACUUCACUUUAGUUGUAUUAUUUUAUAUAUAUUUGGAUUGCAAAGGCAUCUUGUAAAACUGGAUUUCUCUGUACAGCAGUCUGGAAAAUAGAGAGCAACCUGCAAAAUAUGUCAAACAUUAAUAAGUGAAACAUGUGGUACAACUUCAUGAUCCAAUAGGUAAAUUAGUCACAUUGUCUUUGACAUGUUUUAUAUAUAUAUAUAUAUAUAUUAUUUCCCAUUUGCUAGACUGAUAACGUUCUUAAAAUUAUCAUUUUAACAUAUAACAAUAUUAAAGUACAUAACCAUGCUUACCACGCCUACCAAUCUGCAAACUCUUUAAAAUGAAAAUUAUGUUAAAUUAUAUUUGAUUGCAUACUAGCGAUGACUAUCAUCACAAGACAAUUUAGGCCAGCCAUAUUUUCAAUGAAAAUGACAAUUCUUAUUAUCAUAUUGAAUAUAUUGAUUUGUUAAUGAACAGGGGAAUUUUCCAGAGGUGGGGUCUUGAUCUGGUGGUCUUGGUCUCAAGACCAUAUAAACAUGGUCUCGGUCUGGGUCUUGGAGGAUCUAGUCUUGGCCAUGUCUUGGUCUCAAGGGGUCUAGUCUUGGUCUGGGUCUUGUAGGGUCUAGUAUUGGCCUUGUCUUGGUCUCAAGGGGUCUAGUCUUGGCCUUGACUUGGUCGCAAAGGGUCUAGUCUUGGCCUUGACUUGGUCGCAAAGGGUCUAGUCUUCGUCUGGGUCUUGUAUUGGUCUCAAGGAGUCUAGUCUUGGUCUGGGUAUUGUCUUGGUCUCAAGGGGUCUAGUCUUGGUCUGGGCCUUGUCUUGGUCUCAAGGGGUCUAGUCUUGGUCUAGUCUUGGCCUUGUCUUGGUCUCAAGGGUUCUAGUCUUGGUCUGGGUCUUGUCUUGGACUCAAGGGGUCUAGUCUUGGUCUUGGAGGGUCUGGUCUUGACUACACCUCUGAUUAAUAUUCAAACAUAGAGAUUAAUGACAGUGAAGCAAUGAAUGCAUGUAAUGAGAAUGUACGCUAUAUGAAUAAUAAGGGGCUCACAUAUAGCGUUUUUUUGGCUGGAAACUGAACAAAUGCACACAGAACAUGAUUAAAAUGACAUCAGUACUGAACUACUCAUAGACUUGUCAAAAUAUUAAUAUCUGGUUAGUUCAAUGUGUACUUGUAGACUUAUUGGCAAAUGCAAUUUGUUACUACCUAGUAAAAAGUCUAUAGUCGAUUUGAACCUGCCAUUGGAGGAAGAAAGAAGAGGGGGAGGAUGACGAGAGAGAGAGAGAGAGAGAGAGAGAGAGAGAGAGAGAGAGAGAGAGAGAGAGAGAGGGAAUCUCUCAUUGCACACUCUCAAUCUCCUCUGUUAACCAUAUUUUCAUUAUUUAUUAAGGUGUAUUCAAUUAAGUUUUAAACUUUAUGGUCACAUUACUUAUAUAUUUUCAGGGAUUGCAGAGCAUGAGAGAAGGCUCAGGACCCAAACACAGAGUUCAAAAAGCAGGGAAUUUAUUAAUACAAAAAUAAAGGCUAAAAUAAAUAAACUCCCACAAGGGGAAGAAAAACAAUCAUAAACAACCCUGUAGGGGAAAACACUCAAGUAAUCUUUGUGGAGCUGUACUGGGACAGAUUAGUGUGGAAUCAGGGCCGAUUGGACCAAACGGGAGACCGACAUGUAUCACACAAGACAAACUGUCACUGGACACAUGAGGAGACUAAAAUAGUGAGAGAAAUCAACAGGUUGACAGGGCAGGUGUGACUAAUAAACUAAAAAUGGGCAAACAAAGAGGCGGGGUAUGAUUCAAGACAGAAAGAUACACGGCGAUACAGAAACAAAACCAUGUGCUCUCACAAGACAACAAAUCACCCGAAUGGCAUGAGUGCACAUUCUAUGACUGAACCUCAGCACAACGUGAAGACAGCUCACGAUCAUUUCGCGCAGCGCUAAGCAAGAGACAGACACAGAUUACUGACAGGAGUGCACUCACGCCAAUGCACUCACACCAAUACAAGACAAGGCAUGGAAAAUGAGUGUCCGGAACCAAACACCAAAACCAAACCAGACAGAAGGGUGAGGAUCCAUACACCAUGCCCCGGACAUGAGACACGUCACACGAGACCGACCGAGGAGUGCACGGCAGAGAAAUACAAACCUGAAGCUGUGCUCUCAAACAAAGAGACAGAAGAUGGAGCAUUAAUGUCCAGAUCCCUUCACAGACCAAAACAGAACCAAACAGGAAGUCAGGAUCAAGACAUCAUGCUCCCGACAUGAAACAAGAUGGACCGAAGAGCGUAAGGUGGGAAAUCACAACCGGACCCAUGCGCUCACACAAAGACAGCACACAAAACACAAGACAGACAUGGGAUGAUGAUGCCACGGUCCUGUCAGACAAAACCCCAGACUGACAGAAUGACAGGACCUUGACACAUAUGUCCUUUUAAAUGUACAUUUUCUUUAAAGUCUUUUUAAAGUUUAAUAAGAACAUAUCGUCUUGCCAUUACAAUUAUGCUUAUCAAAGAAGAUUAUAAUGUAUUACGUGUCUUGUAAAUUUAGACCUAUCACAUCACAUGCGGAGACUGCAGAGACACCUAUUGAUUUCAUAGCGUUUUUUUCAAUACUUUUUAUCCUCUGAAAUAGUUUACAAUGGCUUUCCAAUUAUCCAAAUAUAAUAAUACAAUUUAUCAAAUGUCUGAUAAACCAGAAAGAUGCCAGAAAGAUAUGUUUAAUUUGCACUUAAUGGACUUAAGAGCGGUUCAAAACUCUUGUUAAUUUACAUACAUUUUUACAAACUACUUAGAUCACAAUGCUUUUGGGCAACGCGCCUUAGAGAUUAGGUACUAUAAAUGCUGCUAAUAUUCUACUUAGUGCUUUUGGGAGCCCAGCUUUUGUUCAAUCCCAAAUAUAUUUACACAAACUAAAGUUAAUGAUUUUGAAAAAAAUAAUUCUGAUGUUUAUAUUUUGGAAAGAAAAUGUAUCAUAUUUUUCAAUCCGAUCAGGUUUCACAUAAUUUAUCUGAUUUUAUGCUGUUUUGUCUAUAUGGCAAUUUAGAUUUAUUUAGAUGAAGAAGCAUAUCUAUAAAGUGCAACAUUCCAAAAUGUAAAUAUUUAUUUGUUUUCUAUCCAUUUGUACAUGAGUGAACAUUUGCAUUUCUAUUCUGUGCCUUGUCUUACUGUAUGUAUGUGCAUGGGUUUAAUCUACUAAAUAAAAAUUGUGAAAAGUGCUAAAUAAGCUUUUCAAUGUUUGUGCAGUAUGAGAUUGUUAGAUACCGUUAAAGUGGUUUUAGUGUACACUGGAUUCUUGAUGAGGAAGGAGCCAGACCUCAAAAGCAAACCAAAUAAAAUCUCAAU
Messenger RNA from Xyrauchen texanus (razorback sucker), 7197 nucleotides. Its product is annotated as complement C1q tumor necrosis factor-related protein 4-like. Lineage: Eukaryota; Metazoa; Chordata; Actinopteri; Cypriniformes; Catostomidae. Gene Ontology annotation, molecular function: protein binding. The coding region runs from base 129 to 1265 and encodes 378 amino acids. The record is from RefSeq and is a predicted model, not a curated record. The transcript has 2 exons.